AUGCCUGUUUUCCAGGAUGACGAUGACGACGACGACGUCCAGUCUUCCCCCGUGUACGAGAAGAAGAACGGGCUGGGUGGCCAGGUAGAAGUGGAAACCCGCGCUACAAACAUGUCCGAUACUGAACUGCGUCACAAUAACAGACACCACCAUCACCACCGUGGUGGUAAUAAGGACUCGAGCGAUUUCAGUACGGCUCACUCGCUGAGUGGACAAGGCAGCAGUGCCGGUGGUGAACGCAGUGGAUCAGAGGGGUCCGAUGGUGCCCUUGACAAGGACAGGAUCGAGAUUAAACCAGUGAAUGACGAGGAUGACACAUCAGUCAUGAUCACUUUCAACCAAGGUGUAUCUCCCUUCAUCAUCACGCUCACUUUCGUCGCUUCAAUCUCUGGGUUCCUAUUCGGGUACGACACUGGUUACAUCUCGAGUGCGUUGAUCUCGAUAGGUACAGACCUGGACGGGAGAGUGCUCACUUAUGGGAAUAAGGAGAUUGUCACCGCUGCGACGUCCCUCGGUGCUCUUAUCAGCAGUACAAUGGCAGGUACCGCAGCAGACAUGUACGGUAGGAAACCUUGCAUCAUGUUCUCCAAUAUUAUGUUCCUUGUAGGUGCUAUUUUACAAGUCUCAGCUCACAAGUUCUGGCAGAUGGCUGCGGGGAGACUCAUCAUGGGGUUUGGUGUAGGGAUUGGAUCCCUGAUCUCGCCUCUGUUCAUCAGUGAAAUCGCGCCAAAGAUGAUCAGGGGGAGACUCACAGUUAUCAACUCGCUGUGGCUGACAGGUGGGCAACUUAUCGCGUACGGUCUCGGUGCCGCAUUCAACCACGUUAACAACGGUUGGAGAAUCCUUGUCGGGCUCUCCCUCGUCCCCACAGUCCUUCAAUUCUGCUUCUUUCUUUUCCUCCCAGAUACGCCUCGUUACUACGUCCUUAAGGGGGACUACGAGAUGGCUAAAGUCGUCCUAAGGAAAAGUUACAGGGACGCCCCCGAGGAGAUCAUAGACCAGAAGGUCCAAGAACUCGCAGAUUUGAACCACUCGAUCCCAGGUAGGAACCAAGCGGAACGGUACUGGAACAGUGUCAAGGAAUUGCACACGGUUCCCUCAAACUUCAGGGCUUUGAUCAUUGCAUGUGGUCUGCAAGCGAUUCAACAAUUCACCGGUUGGAACUCGUUGAUGUACUUCUCGGGGACAAUCUUCGAAACGGUAGGGUUCAAGAACUCGUCAGCCGUUUCGAUCAUCGUCUCAGGUACAAAUUUCAUAUUCACACUUGUGGCGUUCUUUGCAAUCGACAAGAUCGGAAGAAGGUGCAUUCUACUGAUAGGGCUCCCCGGGAUGGCCAUGGCUUUGACCGUGUGUGCCAUCGCGUUCCACUUCAUCGGUAUCAAGUUCGACGGGAAGGACGCAACGGUCGCGCACGGCGGGUACUCCUCCUGGGGGAUCGUAAUCAUCGUGUUCAUCAUCCUGUACGCCGCGUUCUACGCGCUAGGUAUCGGGACUGUCCCAUGGCAACAAUCGGAACUGUUUCCCACGAACGUGAGGGGGAUCGGGACGUCGUACGCAACGGCGACGAACUGGGCAGGUUCGCUUGUCAUUGCGUCGACUUUCUUGACCAUGUUGCAAAACAUCACACCGAGCGGGACGUUUGCGUUCUUCGCGGCGCUUUCCGCCGUGUCGUUCGUAUUCUGUUACUUCUGCUACCCAGAGCUGUCUGGCCUGGAGCUCGAAGAAGUGCAGACUAUAUUAAAGGAUGGGUUCAACAUCAAGGCAUCCAAGGCACUCGCAAAGAAGAGAAAGAUGCAAGCCGCUACGGUCCAACACGACAUGAAGUACGAGCCCACACAAGAGAUUAUCGAGGAGUGA
Huiozyma naganishii CBS 8797 is the source of this 1857-nucleotide messenger RNA. Its product is annotated as sugar porter family MFS transporter. The transcript has a single exon. The coding region runs from base 1 to 1857 and encodes 618 amino acids. NCBI's taxonomy places the organism in Eukaryota, Fungi, Ascomycota, Saccharomycetes, Saccharomycetales, Saccharomycetaceae. The record is from RefSeq and is a predicted model, not a curated record. Gene Ontology annotation, biological process: transmembrane transport. Gene Ontology annotation, molecular function: myo-inositol:proton symporter activity. Gene Ontology annotation, cellular component: membrane.